CCCAGGUUGUCCCAAGCGCACCUCCUCCGUUCUCUUGGAGGUGAGGUCGGCUCAGAGUCUUGGGAUCUUCAGAAGCCCGAACAGGCCGCCGCCUAGGCUCCCACCCCGUAGCCUGCUGUCCUGCCGCGGACCGCCGGCCCCACCGGGAAAGAGGGCCCUUGCCCACCUGCCGCGCCCCGCGCCGCCCGGCCAUGGCCGACAGCGGCGGCACGGGCAGCUCCGGGUCCUGGUGGAAAUCGCUAACCAACAGCAGAAAGAAAAGCAAGGAAGCCGCGGUAGGGGCGCAGCCUCCCGCCCAGCCUGCCCCCGGGGAGCCCGCGCCGCCCGCGCCACCCAGCGCCGACUGGACUGGCAGCUCCCGGGAGAAUCAGCACCCCAGUCUCCUUGGGGGCGCCGGCGAGCCCCACAAGCUGGACAAGUUGUGCGGGGAGAAGUCAGGCAGCAGCCGCCGCAAUUUGAAGAUCUCGCGCUCCGGCCGCUUUAAGGAGAAGAGGAAAGUGCGCGCCACUCUGCUCCCCGAAGGAGUCAGGUCCCCUGAGGAGGCGGGCUUCCCUGGUGACCCCCACGACGACAAGCAAUAGCCACAGCGCGGCGGGACUGUCUUUCUCCCCACCACUCCUCCCUACCCUAGCCCCCGAGAAUUGCGGCCCGCCCCAGUACCUGGUUCUAAUCCCACCAACUUCUGAGUAUUCACAAAGGCCUCCACGAUUUUAAUUUCCUGGAAAUUGAAGUGUCGGUUAAGUUUUCAGUAUUUCAUGGCUCGAGGAGGCACUGAAUAUGUACUUGUGGUAAGCGAAGAUACCUGCCACAGAGGAAGUUGGCAUAAUCCUUUUUUUCCCCCAAGAGUGGCCCCUUGUGCCACCUGGGGAGUGAGAAGGGUACUUCUCUGAGUGGGUCACUCACCUGGAACUG
Messenger RNA from Prionailurus viverrinus (fishing cat), 912 nucleotides. RefSeq names its product proline rich 15 (gene PRR15). The record is from RefSeq and is a predicted model, not a curated record. The coding region runs from base 192 to 581 and encodes 129 amino acids. The transcript has 2 exons. NCBI's taxonomy places the organism in Eukaryota, Metazoa, Chordata, Mammalia, Carnivora, Felidae.